Messenger RNA from Botrytis cinerea B05.10, 1195 nucleotides. RefSeq lists its product as hypothetical. The coding region runs from base 750 to 980 and encodes 76 amino acids. The transcript has 4 exons. NCBI's taxonomy places the organism in Eukaryota, Fungi, Ascomycota, Leotiomycetes, Helotiales, Sclerotiniaceae. The record is from RefSeq and is a predicted model, not a curated record.
AAGAAGGCCACAAAAUGGUUGCAAGCGGACCUCCCAAAGCACUCAACUCAGCUGUCGCAUUCUCGCAAUUAUUCGCCGAAAGUGCCGAGACUCGACAGAGGGAGAACGGGAACAAGUUAAGAUAUACAGCAGAAGCUACAAACCUAGAAAACUCACCCUCAUGUUAUGGUACUAGGCAUGAGCAUUCCAUGUCUUAAUCAUUCGUAAGACUCUCUACGGCCUCGAGAUAUGGAAGCAAGUUUACUCUCAAAUAUUCACUUCUGGGUAAAUUCUAUCACUUCAUACACGACUCAUUCUGAUCAUAUGCCGUUUAUCAAGCGGCAUUAUUGUGUCUUAUAUCCUAGAUCUAAUGCAGUCAUGAGCUGACACAGUUCCCCUGCAUUUUGAGUUCACUGCUUUCUCAGGAACUUUGCACAUUAACAUGUGGAAUUGCUAUCAAACCGCCUUGGUUAUGUUUGCUACCUCAUUAAAACUUUUUCUAUUGCAAUGAAGCACUGACACGUAACAUUUGGCCACACCCUUAUGCAGAAUUGCGGGUCACGACAAGCAUCCUAAAGUGCAGGCAAGAGUGGGCCAUGCCCACAAUGGGACUCUUGGAAUUUCUCGCAAUGCUGUUGCGCAAGAUAUAAAAAAUGCUUUCUUCGCUUUGGCUAAAACGUACCACCCUGACAAAAACAAUGGUGGGCCAACGAAUGAAUUUAUAAAGGUCAGAACCGCGUACGAGGUGCUAUCUGAUAAAGACCAACGAAAUGUUUACGAUCGUCGGUAUGAGAAAGUAUCAAGUAACGCGGGAUCUCAAACAUCAAAGGCAUCGGGUAAAUAUACAUACGAGGGGAAGCGAGAAAGACGCUAUUCCUAUAGGAAGGGAUCGAGCGAAAGCGAAGCCGCAAAGAAUGCGGAAGCAAGAGAGACGGAAUAUAAGAAAAAAGUGGACGAAGACAAUGCCAGGAGAGCAAGCGAAUCGUUGGAUUCUCUUAUGAAAGAGUUGGAGCGAAUUUCUGGGCGUUUCGAAAGGAGGGAAUACUGAGUUCUUAGUCCGAGUUAAGACGGUUAUUGGGUAAAAUUUUGGAAGACAGAAGAUUCGGAAAAGCUCAUGAAAACAUGAGAUCCACGCAGUCUUUGAGGUCACUCGGUGCAAUAGGUUGGCUGCGGAAGAAGCACGACAGAGUCCCAGAAAAUCGAAUUUUUCGAGGCA